This is a messenger RNA of Bactrocera neohumeralis, 4485 nucleotides long. RefSeq names its product putative sodium-dependent multivitamin transporter. NCBI's taxonomy places the organism in Eukaryota, Metazoa, Arthropoda, Insecta, Diptera, Tephritidae. The transcript has a single exon. Gene Ontology annotation, biological process: sodium ion transport; transmembrane transport. Gene Ontology annotation, molecular function: symporter activity. Bases 2444 to 4372 code for a protein of 642 amino acids. Gene Ontology annotation, cellular component: membrane. The record is from RefSeq and is a predicted model, not a curated record.
GGAGGAAGUAGAGUUGGUCUGAUAAAUAGCAUAACCUGGCGACCAUUCACAUCUCGACUACAUCUCAGAACUCCCACAGCCACCAGAGGAAGUUUCCAUAACAUUGUACGCUGAUGAUUGGACGAUAUUGACGUCGGGCAAUAAAAUUGAUGGCAUGUGUUCAAGGGUAAACGGCUAUUUCUCCGACCUUCCUCGCUUCUUCUCUGCACGGAACUUAACACUCUCCCCCACCAAAUCCACAGCGACUAUAUUUACAAACUGGACGAAAAAGUACAGACUUGACCGUACAAUUGGCGUCGACGGCGACAAGAUUCCGACUGUCACUUCCCUAAGUUUUUGGGUGUAACUUUUGGUAGAGUAUGCUCCUUCACUCUUCAUACGACCGCGAUUAUCGCCGAGGUACAGAGCCACAACAGGACAUGGGGAAAGGACAAAGAAACGUUGUUGGCAACUUACAAGGCAAUUGGCUGGCCGGUCCUCAACUACGCCGCACUAAUAUGGUCGCAUGGAUGCAGUGGAACGCAGAUGAAGCUUCAGACUUGUCAGAACACUGCACUCCGGACUACGACAGGAUGCCUCCUGAUGUCUCCCAUUGAACACCUACAUAGUGAGAGGCUUAUGCUCCCAGUUAAGGAGCAUAAUGAACUCCUUUCCAGACAGUUCCUGCUGGAAUGUUUUCGCAGAAAUCAACCCUGCAGCCACCUGCUUGGAAAGGAACGGCUUCCUAGGAACAUCAAGAGGUCUUUCCUCAAUUACGUCGACUACACCGAACAAUACGCCGACCGGACUUCGGACGCAACUUACUUCCGACAAGCACUGACCGACUCCAUUCCUGUGAAUGACGUUCUUGGAGCCAAAUCACCACCCGUUGCAGACAAAAUGCUCGAAUUUCCGCAAGAAACAAGAGUGAAUCUUGCGCAGCUUCGUUCUGAAUAUUAUAGAAGGUUAAACUCCUAUUUGUCAAGAAUAGACCCCGUUAUAUCCAACAUAUAUCUUGCGUGCAAUGAGUCUCCGCAUGACACUGGCCACCUAUUUGCAUGCCCCGCCAACCCCACUCAUCUGACACCCUUUUACCUUUGGUCCGGUCCCGUCGAAACAGCACGUUUCUUGGGCCUCCCGUUAGAUGACGACGACGACAACUUAGAUAAUCCUUACCAUUCUAACGGGGAUUGAAUAACCGUUAAAAAACAACAGAAUAAGUAUGAAACCUGGAAACCCCACUAACAUAACGGAUCUUAUCGUCCCAUAACUCGCCCUUCCCCAGUAGUAGACAUUUGAGACUUUAUUACUCCCGACCUGCACUCACUAUCUGAACCUAGCAGACCUUCAACAUAGCUUCCGUAAUGGGUACAGCACCGCCACAACACUUAACGUCACGUCCAGAUAAUACGCCCUGUCACUCAUCUAUCGCCCUACUCUCUAUGGCUCUAACUAUAGUUUGCUACCCUAACAGGGAUUACCGCAACAACAGCCAACGCUUCGAAACUCUGUCUCGCAAAGAUUCCCUCCCUGAGAAAAAAAGUACGAAACAAAUAUAAAGCUGCAUGUAUAAAUAGAAGCAAAAGUUACUAUCGGAACAACAAGUAAACAACAGAUACACACACCACCGGUUUAUAGAACAAUCCAAAAGCAAACACAAAUGUAUAAAUUCAAUAAGAACAGCGUACGUGUACCAGACCAAUAAGUAAAAAAUUUUAAUUAUAUUUAUACAAAGGUUAAAAUAAACACGUAUGUAGAUGUGCUAGCAAAUAUCGAACACAGUAUUUGCAUCUGCUGGAUUGCUAAUGAACGGCGGUAUCAUUGGCGCAGCAGCCAUUGCAUAUUUCUGUCUGAUCUAGCCUCUGCCACCGGCUACAGUGGCCAUUAAAUCGCCUUGUAUUCGCAACAAUGUAAAUAUGAAUUUCUUGGCGAGCACAGGUGCUCGAUACUAUGAGAGCAAAUUCCGUAUUCCCACAGUACUUUUGCCAGCAGCCUACACAGCGAUAGCGCGGAAGUUUAUAAAACUUUUCAACUAAAAAUAGUACUGAAUCAGUUGCGUCCAGAAAAUUUAGCCUCAUCAAAAAUUUUCAAAAAGUUAGUAUUCUUAGCGUGGAACUCUAUCAGUAUCAGUCAAGAACUUUUACUAAAAUUGUGCAAACAUCACUUGAAACAGCACAAUUAUAGUUAUCAAGUGUAGAUAAAAUAUCGACAGUCGGGCAGCUAAUAAAGAUUAUUUUAACGAGGUGAAAAUCUCCGGAAACCGUGAUAUUAGCUUUUGAAACAUUUAAGGUAUUAAAUCAGUACCUUGUGUGUUGUAUAUCCGUACUGUAGUGCCGGUGAGAGACUCCCGCUUGAAGAACAAGUGUGGUAAGGAGAGCAAACUGCACGUUUUUCCAGUUAUAAAAAUAUAGUUUUUAAUGCGAAUAGUAGACUUUUCCCGUUGCACUUAACCACAUCUAAUAAAAUGGCUACUUUCGGUGCCCUCGACUAUGGAAUUGUUGUACUUGUGCUGAUCGUAUCAGCCGGUAUCGGUGUAUAUUAUCGUGUGACGGGCGGGAAGCAGAAUACUACUAAGGAGUACCUGCUUGCUGGACGCCAGAUGUCAAUUCUGCCUGUAGCAUUUAGCCUUAUGACUAGCUUUAUGUCCGCCGUCACUCUGCUGGGUGUAUCGAUGGAAAACUAUCAGUACGGUACUAUGUUUGUGCUCAUCAAUAUCUCGUACGUCUUGUCCACACCGGCAGCUGCCUACCUCAUUCUGCCAGUUUUCUUUCGACUGAAAACUGCAUCCGUCUACGAAUAUUUGGAAUUGCGAUUUGGCUAUGCCACCCGACUGUGCGCCUCUCUUGCCUAUACUGUUCAAAUGACACUCUACAUGGGCAUUGUAUUGUAUGCACCAGCACUAGCGCUUGAAGCCGUAACAGGUCUGAAUCAAAACUUCUCAAUAAUUCUGGUGGGCGUAGUGUGUACCUUUUAUGCCACAUUGGGUGGAAUGAAGGCAGUGCUUAUCACAGAUAUUUUCCAGUCGCUGCUCAUGUUUGUAUCCGUGUUUAGUGUGAUAAUUUUCGCCACCAUCAAAGCGGGAAGCUGGGGUGAGAUCUGGCGUGUUGCAAAUGAAGGUGGUCGCAUCAAUUUUUCGGAUUUCCGUAUUGAUCCAACAGUUCGCCAUACCUUUUGGACACAAAUGAUUGGUGGCAUAAGCACAUACUUAUCCGUGUAUGGCGUCAAUCAGACGCAGGUCCAACGGUUGCUGUCAGUGCGCAAUCUAAAAGCAUCGCAAGCUUCUUUAUGGUGGAACUUACCAAUUUUGAUGCUACUGAGUUGUAGUACCUGUUUCUCUGGACUCUGUAUGUACUAUUAUUAUAAAGACUGUGAUCCUUUAUUGCAAGGUCGUAUUUCCUCACGGGAUCAACUGAUGCCACUUUUCGUCGUGGAUACAAUGUCAGACAUACCCGGAUUGUCGGGCCUAUUUGUUGCGGGUAUAUUUUGCGCAAGUUUGUCAACAAUUUCAUCUGCUAUCUCAUCUUUGGCUGCCGUGACUGUCGAGGAUUACAUAAAACCAUUGCUACUGUGGAAAACCAAACAAACUCUAAGUGAUUCCAGAAGCACAUGGUUUUCAAAAAUUUUCAAUCUGAUUUAUGGUGCGGGAUGUAUCGGUCUGGCAUUCCUAGCAGGUUCGCUAACUGGUGUUCUACAGGCUGCACUUUCCAUUUUUGGAAUUGUCGGCGGUCCAUUGUUGGGUCUAUUCACGCUCGGCAUGUACUGCACAUCUGUUAAUCAAAAGGGGGCAAUAACGGCUCUCCUCACCAGCUUGGCAUUUUGCUUUUGGAUUGGUUUUGGUCAACCCAGACCUGCGCCGGUAAGCUUGGAAUUCUCUACCGAAGGCUGUCCGGCGACGCCACCAACAUCGUACGUCAGCGACAUCUUCACACAACAACUGUCAACGGUGGAAGCAGCGGAGCCACAUUAUUUCUAUCUCUAUCGAAUCUCAUAUAUGUGGUAUGCGACAAUUGGCUUUCUCGUCACGUUCUUCAUGGGCUUGGUAUGCUCCUGGCUGUACGCCAAGCUGGGCUGGGAUUCGAAUGCACACAUCUACACCGACAGCGCGUGUACGACAAUCAAAUAUGACCUCUUUGUCCCCCCAAUAGCGAGACGGUUGCGCAAUCGACAAGUGCCCGUGGUGGUGGUGACAGGAACGAGCUCUGAAAUCGGAGGCGAGUCUUCAACACCCAGCAACUUAGAAGAUGAGACACCAACACCACAAAUUGACACACAUGUAACCGAUCUUAGCAUGCAGAACCUCGAGGAAAGUAAAAACAGUGGGAAAAUACCGAACAGCAGUGGAGAUAUAGUUUUGCAAAAUGGCAACAAGCAACAUGUAGCCGCCAUAUCUUGAAAUAAACUACUGCAAUUUAUUUGUUUUCAUUAGUAUUGAAGAUGUGUACGCAAUUUUAAACAAAGUUUUGAUUUCAAUUUGUUUCAAUAAAUCAAUCCUAUUGUUUUAGCCAA